This is a messenger RNA of Camelina sativa (false flax), 630 nucleotides long. Lineage: Eukaryota; Viridiplantae; Streptophyta; Magnoliopsida; Brassicales; Brassicaceae. The record is from RefSeq and is a predicted model, not a curated record.
AUGUCUUUUCUAAUCGACGCAUACAAAGACGGUUUCUCGGCGGAGCAGAAUCCAUUCACACCUAAAGCAUCUCUAGUCCGUUACUGGAACAAAGAGAUCCGUAGCGAAUCUCCCAGAUCGGAGUUUUUAAUCUCCAAAGCCUCGCCACUCAACGUCGUCGACUCAACCACUUUCUCCAAACCCGCCACCACCAACUCGCUCCCAACUCGGUUUCCCGAUUUCUGCUCCGCCGCUAACAUCUUCUGUUUCCCCGAUUUAGGAACGAGUCUCGAGAAACACGACGAAGAUGUCAAGUUCUCCACUUACGACCAAAAGAACUUCACUAACUAUGGUAGUGGUCGUCCCGAAGGAGACGAAUCGUUCAAGUACUACGCCAAAGACGGAAACGUCGUAACAGACUCAUUCCGGAGAUACAGCCAUAACAGCGCAGCACACGACGAUAAGUUCACCGUCUACGGGGAAAACAGCAAUGUCAUCGACCAAGGAUUCAACGUUGUCGACAUUGUUAUGUUCUCUCAAAUGAGAAAACCCCUAAAUUAUGAAAACCUCAAGAGUCGAGAUUUACCAAUGGAACAAGCCUUUUAUUUUGUUUCUCAAAACGACGUCGUUUCUUACGUGGCUUCCACGUAA